AUGGAGUUGCGGCUGGGGGGCUACAUGGCAGUGGCGGCUGCGGUCCUGCUCCUCGUGCUGCCGGGCACCCAGGGCCAGCCCAGCACUCCCGGUCCUAAGUGUGACUGUGGCUACGAUUUCCAGAAGAGGAGCGGUCUGUUCUGUUGCAAGGGCUGUCCAGCAGGGCACUACCUGAAGGCCCCCUGCCCAAAGCCUUGCGGAACCGCCACCUGCCUUCCGUGCCCCCGGGGCACCUUCCUGGCCAGGGACAACCAUCAUGAGACCCGCUGUACCCGCUGCCAGGCCUGUGAUGAGGAGGUCUCCCAGGUGGCCCUGACGAACUGCUCAACGGUGGCAGACACCCACUGUGGCUGUGAGCCAGGCUGGUUCCCAGAGUGCUUGGUCAAGUCUUGCAAGAUCGGCUCACCCUUCCGCUGCCACCCAUGCUCAGACUGCAGGGCCCUGCGCCGCCACACACGGGUGCCCUGUUCUGCCAGAGAUACCGACUGUGGGACCUGCCUGCCUGGCUUCUACGAAUAUGGCAACAGCUGCGUGCCCUGCCCCACGAGCACCCUCGGGAGCUGUCCUGAGCCCUGUGUGACUAUUUGUGGCUGGAGGCAGAUGUUUUGGGUCCAGCUGCUCCUGGCUGGCCUGGUGGUCCCACUCCUGCUUGGUGCUGUGCUGACCUACACUUACCAUCGCUGCCAGACUUGCAAGCCCGCGGUUGCUAAUGAAGCUGGGACGGAGGCCCUGACUUCCCUACAGGCCACCCACCUCUCACCCAGGGACAGCACCCACACCCUUCUAGCGCCACUCAGCAGUAGGGAGAAGGUCCACACCGUCCAGUUGGUAGGCAACGGCUGGACCCCUGGCUCCCCCCAGACCCAGGAGGUGCCCUGCCCGGAGGUGACAUGGUCCUGGGACCAGCGGCACAGCAGAGCUCUUGGCCCGCCGCCGCCGCCGCUUUCGCCAGCGCCCCCUGCAGGCUCGGCGGCCGCCACGCUCCAGCCCGGCUCGCAGCUCUACGACGUGAUGGACGCGGUGCCGGCGCGGCGCUGGAAGGAAUUCGUGCGCACCCUGGGCCUGCGCGAGGCGGAGAUCGAGGCCGUGGAGGUGGAGGUCGGCCGCUUCCGCGACCAGCAGUACGAGAUGCUCAAGCGCUGGCGUCAGCAGCAGCCCGCGGGCCUGGGCGCCGUCUACGCGGCGCUGGAGCGCAUGGGGCUGGACGGCUGCGCCGAGGACCUGCGCAGCCGCCUGCAGCGCGGCCCGUGA
This is a messenger RNA of Odobenus rosmarus divergens (Pacific walrus), 1251 nucleotides long. It is a transcript of the gene TNFRSF25, whose product is annotated as tumor necrosis factor receptor superfamily, member 25. Gene Ontology annotation, molecular function: protein binding. The transcript has 10 exons. Gene Ontology annotation, biological process: signal transduction. The coding region runs from base 1 to 1251 and encodes 416 amino acids. Gene Ontology annotation, cellular component: plasma membrane. The record is from RefSeq and is a predicted model, not a curated record. NCBI's taxonomy places the organism in Eukaryota, Metazoa, Chordata, Mammalia, Carnivora, Odobenidae.